Molecule: messenger RNA, 1602 nt
Organism: Oreochromis niloticus (Nile tilapia)
Lineage: Eukaryota; Metazoa; Chordata; Actinopteri; Cichliformes; Cichlidae
Product: C-type lectin domain family 4 member M
Exons: 8
Coding region: 132-1022 (296 amino acids)
Source: RefSeq, a predicted model, not a curated record
AAGUUGGCAGAAAUGAAAUGAAAGAAAUGAAAGGCGUGGAAACAACUUUUUUUAAUGAUUCGCUUUAGUUUUAACACAGUGCUACUUUUUGGUGCACAAGUUACGAGAAGCUCAACAGAAAGACUUCAGCAAUGGCAGAGCAGAGGUUUAACAACACACCCGUCAAUCUAAAACCUAAAAAGCGAUGCCAGUCAAAAGUUAAAACAAAGGAAAACACCAUGUUUGAAGAAAUGAACAUGAAAAAUAAAGGAACUAAACGAACUUCUGACACAAACGGUUACCCUUUAAGUCUUUCAGUACGAAGGCAGGAAGAAAAUUUAUAUGAAGAAAUGAACGUGAAAAACAAAGAAACUAAACAAACUUCUGACACAAAUGAUAAGCAGUGUGCAUGUAUAAAAUCUUGUACAUCAGUAACCGCUUGCUGGGGUGUUCUGUUACUGAUCAUGGCCCUUCGCAUCUAUUUUACCACAUUGUUAAUUCAUAAGAACGAAGACUUAACGAGGAGUCAACUCAACUGGACAAACACCUCAACUGCCUUUGAAACACAGAUCAGAGACCUCACUGCAGAAAACCAGAACCUAACAGAACAAAUAAAACUCAUGAAGAUGGAGCUCAGUCUUGGUCCAGAAAAGUCAUGCAAACAUUGUGAGGAGGGCUGGCUCCACUUUGAGUGCAACUGCUAUGCAAUUAAUGAUGCUGAACCUCAUGAGCAGAAAACCUGGGAAGAAGCUCGAGAAAACUGCAAGGGAAAGAUUUCCGAUUUGGCUGUUGUAAUUAAUGCAGCAGAAAAGAAAUAUAUCAGUGAGAAAAGCUGGAAGAGUUCAGGAGAAAAAGGAUACUGGAUUGGUCUGAGAGUUGAAAAUGGGAAAUGGAAAUGGGUGGAUGGAAGUUAUCUGACUAAUAACUCCUGGAUUCAGCAGCCUCCUUCUGAUGGUCUCUGUGUAAUUUCUGUCCAAAACGAAGGAUUUAAAUCAGUGAGCUGUGACAAGAAGAAACAAUGGAUUUGUAAAAAGAGACUCUAACUAUUUGAAUUAGCGCAGUUAGACUUCAGAAGACCUUUGUAAUCUACCAUGAUAUCAUGUCUACCAUGAGAUGGGAGUACGUUCACUCCUUUUCCAGAGUUUUCUGGCAUACCACACACAUCCUAAGGUCAUGAGAGAGGCCCUAUCUUCUCUUUCUUUUAUAUGGUAUGGCAAACACAUCUACACAUGGCCAGAGGGGCCGAUGGCGCGAUAUGGCAGCCUCGCCUCUGUCAGUCUGCCCCAGGGCAGCUGUGGCUACAACCGUAGCUUGCCUCCACCAGUGUGUGAAUGUGAGCGUGAAUGAAUAAUGGCAUUGUAAAGCGCUUUGGGUGCCUUGAAAAGCGCUAUAUAAAUCCAGUCCAUUAUUACAUACACACGCAUACCUACACGUACACACAGACUGGUACUAUUUGUUCACACACAUGCCUGUUUAAGAUGUCAUAUGUUAAUGAAACUAUGCAUAUUCAUGUAACCACAAUAAAGAGCAGUGCUACGGAGGGGCUGACCGAGAGUGACGGAGUUCAAGCGGGAACAGCGUUCGGUCCCGGUCACCUCCCUCAUGCACAAGAUAACACAAAGA